Molecule: messenger RNA, 1048 nt
Organism: Drosophila willistoni
Lineage: Eukaryota; Metazoa; Arthropoda; Insecta; Diptera; Drosophilidae
Product: leucine-rich repeat protein 1-like
Exons: 2
Coding region: 505-984 (159 amino acids)
Molecular function (GO): protein binding
Source: RefSeq, a predicted model, not a curated record
GUAUUCCUGCAGUGAUUUUGCCAAUUCUGGAAUAUGUGUCAUCUGUGCCCCUGACUGUGAACGAUCUAUCCUGCAGAUAGCUUUCAAGAAUCUUGAACAAGCAGUAAGGCAGGAGUUUGGCCAGUUUAUUCAAUAAUCCUAAGUGCCACACUUUAUCAAAUUCAGUAAUGUCUACAAAUACAGCAGAGCUGUAUUCUUUUUGUUCGAGUGAUUUUUGUACUAACUGUGUGACCCUUGCGAGUUGGUGUUCAGUGCUGUGGUUUUUACGAAAGCCAAAUUGAUGGUUUGGAAUUGCUUUGCGAAAAGUUGAAUACAAAUUAUAUUGUUCACACCAAAGAUUAAAAAGGGCAACGUUACAAGGUCAAGGACAAUAUCCAAACUAUUCACACGAAAUACGUUUUGGAUGGCAAAGCAACGAUUGCUUUCAAGAAGCCCUCACUGAAUCUGUUGACUAAAUGUGAUCCCAUUCAGCUGAAGGGAUUCCUGCAGACGCUUAAACUGGGUAUGGAAGGCAAGGAUGUCAUCAAUUUGAGACUAAAUACAGUCACUGCCAUGGCACAAAAAUCAAAGUUACAGACGAAAAUGGCUAUAAAUCGUCACAGUGACUAUCCCAUCAAGGUCUUUCCUCGAUAUCUACAAUCCCUAACAAUAGACAAUACGCAAUUGGUUAAAUUGAGCUAUCAUAUAUGCUCCUUACGGAAUCUAACCCACCUGGAUGUAUCCAACAAUAAGUUGCGUAAGUUACCUGUUGAACUGGGGAGAUUACACUUGAGCAAGCUCGUCCUCCAUGACAAUAAUCUGGGUGAAAUAGACGAUUGGUCAUUUCUAAAUGGCAGCAAAUUACGAGACUCCCUGCGCGAAUUGGAUUUAUCGGCCAACGAUUUGACAUGUUUGCCUUUGCCUGUGGUCAAGUGCCACAAAUUGGUUAACUUGAAUCUCAAUUACAAUAAUUUGACUCAUCUACCUUUGCCAUACGUCGCCUGAGAAGAUUACGCUCGCUUUACGUGUCGGAAAACAAAUUAAAAUCCCUGCCUGGCCUUUGCUUCCG